Molecule: messenger RNA, 1116 nt
Organism: Cyprinodon variegatus (sheepshead minnow)
Lineage: Eukaryota; Metazoa; Chordata; Actinopteri; Cyprinodontiformes; Cyprinodontidae
Gene: mrpl13
Product: mitochondrial ribosomal protein L13
Exons: 7
Coding region: 1-540 (179 amino acids)
Biological process (GO): translation; negative regulation of translation
Cellular component (GO): mitochondrial large ribosomal subunit; ribosome
Molecular function (GO): mRNA binding; structural constituent of ribosome
Source: RefSeq, a predicted model, not a curated record
AUGUCAAGUUUUUCCAGAUCGGCUCAGCAAUGGGCCACCUUCGCCCGUUCGUGGUUCCUCAUCGAUGCCAGGAUGCAGCCGCCCGGCAAGAUCGCGACCAUGUGUUCAGUCAGACUGCAGGGGAAACACAAGCCGAUCUAUCAUGCUCUCAGUGACUGUGGGGAUCAUGUAGUGGUAAUAAACAGCAAACACAUUGCUUUCUCUGGGAACAAAUGGGAGCAGAAAGUCUACUCGUCACACACUGGGUAUCCGGGAGGAUUCAAGCAAGUCACAGCUGCUCAGCUUCAUCACAAGGACCCAAAAGCUAUUGUGCGGUUAGCAGUUUAUGGGAUGCUUCCUCGAAAUUUGCAGCGACGCACAAUGAUGCAACGAUUGCACAUCUUCCCAGAGGAUGAGUUGCCAGAUGACAUUCGGGCCAAUCUGACAGAGGAGCUUCCUCAGCCCAGAGAAAUUCCCAGGAAGCUCAGCGAGUACACCCAGGAGGAGAUGGACGCCUUCCCCAGGCUGUGGAUCCCACCUGAAGACUACAAGAUGAAAUGAAAUCAAAGUUCCCUGAAGCAACUAAAGCUGGAUUUAUUUAAUAUUAAACAUAGAAAGCAGCAGGCUUUAACCAUUAAAUUGUUUUCAUAAAAAAAUCUGACUUCACCCUGUUGUGUAAAUUUACAGAAAAGCUUUCUUUCUUUUCCAAAAACUUGCAUCAAAGUCUGCCUGGACUCCCACCAAUAAGCCGCAUCUUCCAUGCCAGCAGUAACAACCCGGCCCCCGUCGCUCUGUUUCUGUAGGGCCGCUCACAAAAGCUCCACCAGAGCGGUAUUAGCCAUGACGGAACCACAGCAGAGACGAUUUAUCCAGGAGCAGCUUGAGAUUUCUCUGCGCCGCGUGGAUCCGAUCAGAGAAAAUCCAAUUCUGUGGGAUCUGCUCUGACUAUGCUGCCAUGAAUCGAUCAGGCCUGAAACGUGACUCUGUUAGAGCAAGGUUUUGCUUUCUGGAGGUUUCACACCAAAAACUAUUAUCUUGUUACAGUAACGAGAUCAACAUGCUACAAAAUGUUUUUCUGCUGUCUGAGUGCUGUUCAAGUGAACUGUAAAAAGAGACCAAUAAACCAUUUGUUCUUAA